Messenger RNA from Opisthorchis viverrini, 192 nucleotides. RefSeq lists its product as hypothetical. The record is from RefSeq and is a predicted model, not a curated record. Bases 1 to 192 code for a protein of 63 amino acids. The transcript has a single exon. Lineage: Eukaryota; Metazoa; Platyhelminthes; Trematoda; Opisthorchiida; Opisthorchiidae.
AUGCAGCCUAGUGAAAGAAAGCGGAUAACCCAGCGACCCAAACCACGGCUUCUCAGUGAUGAACCGAAUGAAGUUCCUAAAGACUUGGACGGUGAUACUCCGGGACGACAGGGAGCGCUCUGGGACUAUGGCAACCACCAUCCAAACUCUGGGUUUCAGGUGAAUGAGAAUUUUCAACUUGAGCUUUACUAG